Sarcophilus harrisii (Tasmanian devil) is the source of this 1853-nucleotide messenger RNA. RefSeq names its product vitelline membrane outer layer 1 homolog (gene VMO1). The record is from RefSeq and is a predicted model, not a curated record. Lineage: Eukaryota; Metazoa; Chordata; Mammalia; Dasyuromorphia; Dasyuridae. Bases 13 to 627 code for a protein of 204 amino acids. The transcript has 3 exons.
GGAACCUGGUUUAUGGCUCCACAUCUUGUGUUGCAAUUGCUCCUCCUGGGAUCAUGUCUCAGGACAGGUUCUGCAGUAAAGGGCAACGCCAGGGAGCACGAGGGACGCUCCUAUACAGCCGUUAUUGAGGUACCCAAUGGGGGACCUUGGGGAGACUGGACGUGGCCCGAGAUGUGUCCGGAUGGAUUUUUCGCCAGUGGCUUCUCCCUCAAGGUCGAGCCCCCUCAAGGCAUUCCGGGAGAUGACACCGCCCUGAAUGGGAUCCGGCUUCACUGUGCCCGAGGCAACGCGGAGCGCAACACUCACGUGGUGGCUUCUCAGUCUGGAAGGUGGGGAGCAUGGACUGAGCCGCUGUGGUGUCCAGAUGGUGCCUUCCUUGCAGCUUUCUCACUACGGGUGGAAGAGCCCAGCACCCCAGGAGACAAUACUGCAGCUAACAACGUGCGCUUCCGAUGCUCAGGGGGUGAAGAACUAGAAGGACCCGGCCUGGAGUGGGGCAAAUUCGGGUCCUGGAGUGAUGCUUGUUCCAAGGGUAUUUGUGGCCUUCAAACAAAGCUGGAGGCUCCGAAUGGGCUCAGAGAUGAUACAGCACUCAAUGAUGUUCGUUUUUUCUGUUGCAACAGCUAAGAUCCAUCACAAAUUGCUUAUCAGUGUCUCUUUCCUCCCAAAUCUCUCACCACAAAGUCUGCCUAAAAGUCAAUUUACUCCUUAAAGGAAUCUAGUGUUACUCAGGUUUGAACUUCCACAUAUAUACCCCCUCUCUUCUCUUUUAUUCCUUCAUAGUAAAUCUCUUCCCAUUCCAAUCCUCUAUCUUGUGUGUUCCUAAAGAACCUAGGUGUCAGCUGAACCCCUGUCCUCCUGCCUUUUCAUAUGUAUUUCCCUCACUAAAUUGUAAACCCUCAAAGAGACAGAUUUUGUUCCUUGUAGUUCCACCCUCACAGUGUCGUAAGCAUUAGUAAAUGCUAGUUUUGUGAUGUUGGGGGGGGGGGGGGGAAUCCCUUCCUUUCUCUUGUGUUCUCUACUUUAUAAGAAUAAUUAUUUCCCUCACAACUUUGUGAAGCAGUGCAAUGAUUAUUCCAUUUUACAGAUGAGAAAAUUGAGGUCACCAUCAUCCUACUCACCUGGGCUUGAAACUUCAGAUUCCUCACUCUUACUACAUAUGUCUAAUUGCCAAAUCUUGUACUUUCUAGCAUCACAUCAUCUCUUCUUUGUCUCCUUCUUUCCACUCACAGUUCUAACCUUAGUUCAUGAAGUCCCUCAUUGCCUUUCCUUCUGCCAUUGCAAUAGUUUAACUGGUCUCCCUGCCUCAAUUCUCUCCUUAUUCCAAACCAUUAACCACUCAAAUGGUGAUGUGAUGUGUUUAAAGUAUAGGUGAAACCAUGUCAUCCCUCUCCUUAAUGAGCUCCAGAAUCAUAUAUAAAGUCCUCUAGCAUUUGAAUCUCUUCAUAACCUGACACCACCCAACCUUUCUGUGCUUCUUACACUUUACUCCUCUCCAUAAACUCUUAAGCUGUCCUAAAACAAGAUAUUCAAACUUUCAUUUCUAUUCCUUUGCAUUGGCUCUCCCCCACCCAUGCCUACAAAGUUCUGCCCUCUCACUUCUUGGUUUCCUCAACUUACUUCAAGCUCUACCUUUUGCAGGAAAUCCUUUUUUGGUUCUCUUAGUUGCUGAUGUCUUUCCUUCCAAGAUUACAUUCUAUUUAAUCUGUAUUUAUCUUGUAAGUACCCAGUUCUUAAAAGUAGUUUUCCUCCAAUAAAAUGUAAGCUCCUUGAGGGCAGGUAAUAUUUUUGCCUUGCAUUGUAUUUUCAGCACGGGAUUAAUAAAUGGUUGUUUAGCGAUUUGUCUGAUAACA